This is a messenger RNA of Solea senegalensis (Senegalese sole), 2359 nucleotides long. RefSeq names its product lethal(3)malignant brain tumor-like protein 4. Gene Ontology annotation, biological process: regulation of DNA-templated transcription. The transcript has 17 exons. NCBI's taxonomy places the organism in Eukaryota, Metazoa, Chordata, Actinopteri, Pleuronectiformes, Soleidae. Gene Ontology annotation, molecular function: zinc ion binding; protein binding. The coding region runs from base 386 to 2359 and encodes 657 amino acids. The record is from RefSeq and is a predicted model, not a curated record. Gene Ontology annotation, cellular component: nucleus.
UGUCACCGCCUGACGCGGAUCAACGCACACGGUAAGUUAGUGAAUAAACUGCGGCUCCUCUGAGCCCGGACCUCGGCUCCUCUGAGCCCGGACCUCGGCUCCUCUGAGCGGCUCCUCUGUGGAGCUACAGCCGCUGUCAGGAGCUCGGAGCCCGGCAGAGAGAGCCAGAGAGAGCCGCGCUCAGAUGUUUGUUGUUUCCUGGUUGAAGUUGCGUCAAGUGAGAGGAGAAAACACAACUUCCGGUCACAUAUUCACAAUAAGAAUUAACACACACACACACACACACGCAGAGCUACACGGUGUCAUGUUUUUAUAUGAAUCAUCUGCUUAACUGUGUGUGCGUGCGCACCCUUCCUCUUCCUCUCUGAACAGAAAAAAAACAAAGAUGAAGAACAAAGUCUCUCAAGUCAGUGUAAAGAGACGCUUCUGGUCGUGGCAUCAGUACCUGAAGGAACAGAAAUGUGAAGCUGCUCCUGUGACACUGUUCACACAGUUUCAGUUGUUUCCCAGUAGAAGAUCAGGUUUUAAAGUUGGGAUGAAGUUAGAGGGCAUUGACCCUGCACCCGUCCAUGUUCUGUGUUUUAACGUUGCUGAGGUGAUUGGUUAUCGACUGCGUCUCCAUAUCGACGGAUACUCAGAGUGCUAUGACUUCUGGGUAAAUGCUGACUCAGCAGAUAUUAGACCAGUGGGUUGGUGUAGAGACAACAACCACAAACUCCACCCACCUAAAGGCCACAGUGAGACAGCCUUUGAUUGGCAGGUCUACCUUCAGUCCACAGGAUCUCAUGCUGCUCCACCCACUCUGUUCACCUGUCACACUGCUGAGUGUGGGUUUGAGGUGGGGAUGAAGUUGGAGGCGGUUGACAGGAAGAAUCCAGGACUUGUCUGCGUCGCUUCUGUCACUGACGUCAUUGAAGAUCGAUUUCUUGUUCACUUUGACAACUGGGACGACACAUACGACUACUGGUGUUACAGUGACAGUCCAUACAUUCAUCCUGUUGGCUGGUGUGAAGAACAGGGACGACCUUUGACCUCUCCACAGGGUUAUCCAAAGCCUGAGAACUUCCUGUGGGAGGAGUAUCUGCAGGAAACUGGAUCAACUGCUGCUCCCAGAUCAGCCUUCAGACAGAGAGCUCCUCAUGGUUUCCAGGUGAACCACAGGCUGGAGGUUGUCGACAGGAGGAACCCCAUGUUGAUCCGCGUUGCUUCAGUAACAGAAGCAGAGGAUUUCAGAUUGAAGGUUCACUUUGACGGCUGGUCAUCACAGUUUGACGUGUGGUGUGACAGCGACCUCUGUGACCUUCACCCUGUCGGCUGGUGCCAACGCACCGGACACCCACUGGAGCCACCCCCAGGCCCCUCCCCCAUCUCCUCCCCUUCUCAGGGUGUGUGUCCCACUCCAGGCUGUCGAGGAGUUGGACACAUCAAAGGAUCCAAAUACACAGGACAUCACAGUGCAUUUGGUUGUCCAUACUCGGACAUUAACAUGCGUAAAGAGGCGGUGCUUCCUGACCGUCUGGGAGGAGAGAGACUCCUCGUACCUGUCACCAUGAGGGCAGGUGUCCAGGAAGAGGGGGAGCCCAACGACGAUUCUGUUCUGCUUCCACUGGGGAAAAGAAGACUGACAGACAGACUGUCUCACACAACCAAAUUAUUGCGUGUGAAACCAGAAGAGGAGGAGCUUCAUUUGACAGCUCCAGGACCAGAGUCCAGUCUUCAUGCUGCUCUUCACCAGUCUGUCUUCCUGUCAGCCAUGUCAGCUCAGCCCGGUCGUGACCUGUCUCUCUGCUGGGAACAACAUCGUAAGCUGCUUCCAGGGGUCGCUAGAGUCCACGCCACCGCUGUCCAACACUGGAGCGUCCAACAGGUGUCAGAUUUCGUGGAGUCACUUCCUGGUUGUGAAGGGCAGGCGUCUCUGUUCAGAGACGAGCAAAUUGAUGGGCGGGCCUUCCUCCUGCUGACACAGAGUGACAUGAUCAGGAUCAUGUCAAUCAAACUUGGCCCCGCCCUCAAGAUUUACAACUCCAUCCUCAUGUUCAAACACGGCAACAUCAAGAUCCAAUCACAAACCGAGGACACGAUCCAAUCACACGCCGAGGACACGAUCCAAUCACGAGGACACGAUCCAAUCACACGAUCAAUCGUGGGACACGAUCCAAUCACACACUUGUGUUUAGACACCCCCGAGGGAAUUUGUGAUGUUACAACAAAGAUCUCAGGUCUCUUCAGGUCUCUUCAGGUUUCUUCAGGUCUCUUCAGGUUUCUUCAGGUUUCUUCAGGUCUCUUCAGGUCACUUCAGGUCACUUCAGGUCUCUUCAGGUCUCAUUUUUUGAUAUCUACUUCAGGCUCCACCUCCUGA